Colletotrichum truncatum is the source of this 2910-nucleotide messenger RNA. Its product is annotated as pfs domain-containing protein. NCBI's taxonomy places the organism in Eukaryota, Fungi, Ascomycota, Sordariomycetes, Glomerellales, Glomerellaceae. Gene Ontology annotation, cellular component: Golgi apparatus. The record is from RefSeq and is a predicted model, not a curated record. Gene Ontology annotation, molecular function: serine-type endopeptidase activity. Gene Ontology annotation, biological process: proteolysis.
AUGCGCUCCUCCAAGAGCGACGACAUAUCCCUGAACAUGAGUCCAGCCGACGAUGCUGAGAGCCGUGACUUGCUGCUGGCAUCGUCGGAAACAUUUUCGCAGAUGGCGGAUGUCGCUCGACUCAGUGAUUCCGACGAAGAAAACAAGGUGUUCUACAGUCAUCUGUCUUUCAAUUGUAUUAGAAUGCAGGACUGUUUGAAAACUGACGCCCACAUUGACGGCCAGCUGAUCCAUCUCACACUUGGGCAUCUCAACUUGUUGGUUCCCGAUGAGAGUCUCAAUGAAGUACUACCCUACAUCGCCACUAGGGACUCUCGACUUAGGACAAUCAACUUCCGUUGGGAAAUAUGGAGGAACUUGGGCGGUGGUGAAAAGGCUCACUUCAUCAGCCGGUGGUUGCGCUUGAAGGGGUCGAAGCAAGAACAGGAUGCAUUUGAUCGCACCUUGGAAGGUCUUGUGGACCAAAUUAGCAAAAGUCAGCCACGGUGGAAGGACAUUGGAGCCAAAUCUCUUAUCUCCAAAGUUGAAGAACCACCAUUUACUGUGUGGAAAACAGCGCAGUCGAUUUUCGACGCAUUACUGAACUGCACAAAGUGCAACUGUUCUUGUCCCCAUAGCUUCGGGGCGAAACUCGAACUGGGCACAUACCAAAAGCCAUUGAAGCCUACAAGGGCCCGGUUACCAAAACGUCGGCGCAAAGAUGAGACAGCCGGAAGUCUGGGCUUUGAUAUGUUUCUCUCCAGGGAGAGAAUAUGGCACGAAGUUCGGGUUCAUGCUAUGAGGGAGACUCGACUUGGUUUCAACCUUCCCGAUGGUGUACCCUUGCCUCAUACGGACAAUGAUACUGCGAGCAUACACGAAAGGAUUAAGACUCUUUGCGCACAGGUUAUGACAACGAAUCCUAAUCCGUUACAACGUCUUGAUUUAAAGCUUGCGGGUAAUCAGUUAUUUGAAAUGGGAUUUGAGAAGACGGACUUCUGCAUCGACAAGACUGCUGAAGCUGUUUCUCUUGCUCACUGUAUCGAAGAGUGGCCCAGCUGCUUCACUGAGAAAACCAAACGAGUCUUGUCGCUUAUUAUUGGAUAUACUGUCCUCCACCUGGACAACACUUCGUGGCUCCAACCAGGGUGGGGGUCAGGAAAUAUCAAGCUCUUUCAAACAGCGUCACAUGAAGUUCCAUUAAGACCGUUCAUCGAGACACAACUUAAUGAAGAGAAGGGUUCUCAUAACAACGAAUUGGACGAAGAAGAUUUGUUCUACCAUCCCUGCCCCGCAUUGUUGUCGCUAGCUGUGGUCCUACUCGAAGUCUACUUCGUCAAGCCAUUCAAAAAGUUGGCCGAGAUCUACAAGGUUCCCUUAAUUGAAGAUCCCAGGGGCCGCAUUGCCUCUAUUGAUGCCUAUCAAGUAUGCUACGGAGACGAAGAGGAAGGAAAAGAAGGUUGCAUGAGCCAGAUUCCCCAAGAUUCAGAGCAUCUUCUUGAUGCCAUUAAUAAUUGCAUGGACAGUAGUCUAUGGGAAGACGAUGAAGGGAAGCCUUUGGACCCCCAACUACUCAGAUCACAAAUAUACCAGAAGGUAGUUCGACAACUGGAGCUUCAUCUAUCCCGCGGGUUCAGCCAAAUACCGCUUGACGGCAUCGAUCAAUACGCCAGAGCGAUAGACUUUGCACAAUGGGGCAAGGUUAUAAGCAGCAGAGAGCAAGAUAGCCACGCCGGUCUAUUGUUGUCGGAUCUGCUCACGCCAGUAGGAACAACCCCUCCCCCAAGCAUCACAAUUGCUCAGACCCCGGCCUAUCAACACGGCGUCCAUCUGAACGGAUCAGCAUACUGGAUGCAGCCUCAUGAAUGGCCCUUAGCCGCAACAUCUGCACCGGUUUUAAUGCGUAAGGCAAACUUCGAUGUCAAACCAGGUAGCUUCUUUGACAGUGAGUAUGGUGAUCAUAACGAAACCGCCAAGUAUGAGAGAUGGAAAGCUGAAUACAAGGAUGUCUACCGGAAGUUCAUCGAGGAACACCUUUCUUAUUCUCCAUCGAACACUGCUGUCAGAAUUGCUAUCUUGGACACAGGCAUUGAACGUGACCAUCCCUUAAUUGAGGCGCACAACGACUUGAAAGGGAGACGCAAUUUCUACGAUGAAUCCCGGAAAGCCGUACCAGACGAGAAUGGACACGGAACGUUUACAGCAAGUCUGAUACUUGACUAUGCCCCAGAUGCAGAACUUUACGUCAUAAAAAUUGCAGGCAAAGAGAACAUGAGACCUGACGCACAGGUCGUGGUGAAUGCCAUCAAUCACGCGGUAGAUGUAUGGGAUGUGGACAUAAUCUCAAUGUCAUUUGGAUGGCCAUCAUCAGAUUUCCCAGGGCAAGAAAAGCUUCAAGCAGCGAUUGAUAAAGCAUACAGCAAGCAAAUCCUGAUGUUUGCUGCAGCCUCUAACGGCGGUGCGAAUCUACCUCGGGCAUACCCGGCAAGCAGUUCUCAAGUCAUAUGUGUGCAUUCAACCGAUCCGUGGGGAAACAGGUCGCGUUUCAGUCCGACAGCUCAGAAAAACAACAUUAAUAUUGCGACAGUAGGCCAGUCUGUUCAAGCAGCUUGGCCUACGCAUCUUUGUGAGGAUUCACCUGGCCAAGACUACUUGGUUUCUCGGUCUGGUACCUCAUACGCGACUCCCAUCCUGGCAGGCAUUGCCGCAUUCCUUUUGCAAUAUGCACGCUUGCAUGUACCGGAUAUAGCGGCGGCCCUUAAAAGGAAGGAGAACAUGGAAGCUUUGUUAAUGAGGUGUGCUGAGCGUGGGCCGAACUAUGACCCGAGGGACGGAUUCUUUUAUGUUCAGCUGAGUUUGUUUAGGCAUAACAUGUUUGGCGAGGAGUUGGAACAGAUCAAUCGUGAGUUUCGGAACGCAUUGAUCAGAUAG